GUCCAUGGAAACAAAAUAUCAGAAUGAUGAUCAAAUGGAAACAAAAUAUCAGAAUGAUGAUAAAGUUUUAACAAAAAAACAGGAUGGUGAUAUACAAUUAGAGAUAGAGCAAAUAAACAAGACGACCAUGAAGAAGAAAAAAGUAUCACGUGGGAUGCACAUGUUCUCCGUCGUCAUGUUCAUGCUCCGUCGUCGCCGGAGGAGAAAGGCCUUCCACACCGGGUUUUGGCGUCGAGCUGUCGAGACCGUACGUAGAGUCCGUUCAGAAAGCACGAUAAUGCCGUCUUCCAAUUUCAUUAACACGAUUGUUCUACCUCCGGCUCCUCCUCUUCCUUCCACGGAGACAAGAGGAGACGGUGGUGCUGGUGUUGAUGAUGUUGGUGAUUCCGGUGAGCGUUUAACGGAGGCUACCGAGGUUUUCACGGCGGCUUCUUCUUCAUCGUCAUCAGGAAUCUCGGGGUACGGAUCAGCCAUGUCCUUGCGUGACUUGGACUAUCCUUACGACGAUGAUAUCGACGAGGAAGAUGAAUAUUAUAGUGAUGUGGAAGGAGGAGAUGAUAUGAUAGAUGAGAAAGCUGAGGAGUUCAUCGUGAGGUUCUAUGAGCAAAUGAAGAUGCAAAAUCAGGAUUACACUGAUCGAUGCAAAGCCAAAGGGAUUAUGAUGAAUUGAUGAUGAUCUAGUUAUAUAUAUGUUCGUAUCAUAUAUUAUGAUUUACGUCAUAUCAUCAUGCAUGGAGAUGGGGCUUACGUGAGAAUAUGGAUUGAUUAAUUUGGUCAGACGAAGGGAUCAGUCUUCAGGUUUUUUUUUCGUGGUCGAUUUUGUUUUUUGGUAUUAUAAUAAUUUGAUUAACUUCCUAUAAUUUCAUUUUUGUCUUGUAAUUUGUGAUUGUAUCUCAAUUGAUUAAUUAAAAAGUAGGAAGAUGAUAUGUAUAUGUAUGUGUUUGUGGGGGAUAUUAAAUUUUGUUUGCAAUUAAUCAAAGCCUCAUUCAAUAUAUUGUUUUCUGUGUGUGUUUUAUUA
Messenger RNA from Capsella rubella, 1018 nucleotides. RefSeq lists its product as uncharacterized. The record is from RefSeq and is a predicted model, not a curated record. Bases 5 to 670 code for a protein of 221 amino acids. The transcript has a single exon. NCBI's taxonomy places the organism in Eukaryota, Viridiplantae, Streptophyta, Magnoliopsida, Brassicales, Brassicaceae.